Megalobrama amblycephala (Wuchang bream) is the source of this 2449-nucleotide messenger RNA. It is a transcript of the gene ifngr2, whose product is annotated as interferon gamma receptor 2. Lineage: Eukaryota; Metazoa; Chordata; Actinopteri; Cypriniformes; Xenocyprididae. The record is from RefSeq and is a predicted model, not a curated record. The coding region runs from base 289 to 1218 and encodes 309 amino acids. Gene Ontology annotation, molecular function: protein binding. The transcript has 8 exons.
AGCAAACGCUACUCUCGCGAUACUUUGCAACUAUCGCGGCUUCUGUUGAUGAGUGGGCGGAAGCCAGACAGACGGAAGUGAAUCUGAUUCAGCGACUGAUUGUGAUAUAACGCUUGCAAAUGGGAUUUAUAAAACUCCGCAGAUUACGCAACAUUUACGUUGUUUACCGUAAGAGGAACCAACGACUGCAGGAACUAGCGUAGCGUGUUUCUUUCUGGAAGAACCAUAAUGGCGCUUUAUCAAAAAGCGCAGGCUUCACGGUGAAAAUAUGGAUACAAAACCGUCGAAAUGAUCCGCUUCAUUCACGUAACGGCUGUUUUUAUACUGGUAAUCAUCAUUGAGAGUACAUUCGGCCUAGAGCCGCCUCAGGAUGUUAAGAUAGUCGGAUCAGAUCUAAAGUGGAAGCCUCCCAACGAUGACAACGUGCUGUAUUCACUGCAAUACAAACUUAACUCCAAAUCAGAGGAUGAAUGGCUCAAUGUGUCGAGCCAUAUUGGAACAAAAUUAGCAAAAUUUAAAAUUACCUCUGAAUUUUAUGGAGCAGUGUUUCGAGUGCGCUCCGAGAAAGAAAACCACAUCUCAGAAUGGCAGUAUUCAAAUCAGGUCCAGUGCCUAAAUGUGGAGUCUUGUGUUCCUCAGAUGAAUCUGAAUGUAAAGGCUGAAAUGGUUCACUUGACUAUGGCACACAUGGAUGACAGCUUGGAGAAAGAAUAUGGAGAUAACGUUGAAUUUAAUGUAUCAUACUGGAAAAAAGAUAACGGAGGAUAUCCUGAGGUACAGUCUAUUAUUAUUAGCAGGAAUGAAGACAUUCAUAAUUUGGAACCAGAGCAAAACUACUGUUUCCAAGCUGAAUAUUUGCUUUUUAAUAAGCCUUAUGGAAAUCCUAGCGAGGAAAAAUGUGAAAUCAUUCCAGAAAGACCUGAAGCAGUAAAGAGACGUGCUUUUCUCUAUAGCAUAUUGGCCACACUUCUUGUUUCGGCCAUGUGUGGUGCCUGCAUUUUUGUACUUUUCAAACACCACAAAAAGGUGAAACAGUGCUUACAGCCACUCCAUCUGGAAAUACCUGACCACUAUCUAGAGGUUUUAUAUAAUGGGUUUCCUCUGGAAGCAUGUCCAAGUCCCAGCAGUCAGAGUUUACGGUCAUAUGACAUGAUCACAGUAAUGGAUGUGGAACAGAAUUGCCAAAAGGAGGAACAAGAGAAAAGAUCUCUGACUUAAAGAUUGUGAUUGUCUUAGUUUAUUUAGAUGUUUUUCUUUGAUAUUUUUAUUUUCAAUUAACAUACUUUGCACAUCACUAACAAGCUUACAAAUUCAGAUCUGUCCUGUAUAACAUGAAAUGGUUACAUGAGCAUUAGUGUUCAUUUUGUUUUAGUGUUUAUUUGGGCUAUUUGGUUUAGAUUAGAUGGUAAUGAUUGACAAUUCUAGCACUUUUAACACUAAACCUGAAAAUCACUUUGUUGCCACAGUUUUUGGAAACUGUAUUAACUAUAUCUGCACUUAAUCUGCAUUUAUAAAUAUCUCAGAUGGGGUAUCUAGGGAUUCAGCUUGAGAGAAUAAUUAAAUUCUGACCAUCAGCAUUUAAAUAACAUAAGAAAUCUUCAAAUCACUGUAAUAUAUUUUAGUUGUUUUUGUUUGGCCAUAACAGUGACUUGCUGCUCCAUUUUGACCUUAUUCUUUCGCUGUUACAAUUCAACUCCUGUUACAACACAAGUUUGCAUGAGAGUUACUUUAAUAUAUCAAAGUUCCCUUUAAAUAGCUGUACACAUUUGGUCUUCCUUCAGAACAUAAUUUCUUGUAUAUGGUCCUCAUUAUUUAAAAACAGUAUUUUAUAUUGUUUUUAAAAUGCAUUUUAUGUCUUUUUUUGUGAAAUUCAUUUGGUUGCCAAAAUUUCAAAAGUAUUUUGUAGCAUUUCAUACAGCAAAUAGCUACACUGAUAAUGGAUACAUUGUGAAAAAAGAGACAUUUUAUGAGUAGAGUUCAUUUAGAAAAGUUGAGUCUGUUAGGUUUACUUUAAUUACAUGUUCAGUUGGGCUGCUUUUGAUGAAAGGUUGCAAUUGUUUGUAUUUUAUGUUCCCCUAGAUGCGUUUUGGUAAGUGCCUACAUUUGUGAUAGUGGCCAUUUAACAUGCAAUACCAAGUGUUGUGAGAGCUAAUACUUUUUAUACUGUAAAAUUGUGACAUAAAUGUAUGUUGUUUAAUUAAUGGCUUUAAUAUAAUCGAUGAACAUUGAAUUUGAAACUACUGCUAAACUCUCAAUUUGUUUUGAGAAAUUAGACAUCUUUGUUUUUGCACAACUGUGAAAUGGUCCUUAGCUGUUCUUUUUUUCUUGUUUUGAAUACAGAUUAUCGUUUUUUUUUUUUUUUGUAUGAACCUGCUCAAGACUAUAUGUGCAUAUAUUCUGAUGUGCUACAAAAGAAAUAAAAAAGAACAAAGUGUUUCCUUUUCUUGAA